Camelina sativa (false flax) is the source of this 3115-nucleotide messenger RNA. RefSeq names its product phosphate transporter PHO1 homolog 1-like. The record is from RefSeq and is a predicted model, not a curated record. Gene Ontology annotation, biological process: cellular response to phosphate starvation. NCBI's taxonomy places the organism in Eukaryota, Viridiplantae, Streptophyta, Magnoliopsida, Brassicales, Brassicaceae. Gene Ontology annotation, cellular component: membrane.
GUAGUGGAAAUCGAGCUGGUCCAAUCCGUGUAUACCUUUUGUGACUCUAGGCACCUAAUUUCCUUGGUCCAUUUUUUUCCACACAAAAAUAUUAACCAAAUUACAAUCUACUUACUAUUUCUGGUCUCCCCUUGGCAAUACCUAAACUACCCUCUUUGGCUCAUACAGUUCACUGUACAAGCUGCACUCUUGGAUGAAACGUUCUGGGUGGUAAGAGAGGCAUAUGAAGAUCGGCGGCCGAAGGAGGAUCGGUGAAUAUAAUCCAGCGAGAAUCAGAGGGUCCCACUCGAGACAAGAUUUACCUCCCUAAAAAGCACAAGUGGAAGAAGCAUAGGAUAAAAUUAGUACAUGAAGUUGGGUUUCAAGAAGGAUAUUUGAGAAUGUGCUUUGUGAGGCAUCAUCAGUAGAAGCAAGCAAGCCGGUCAAAUAUAUUCUUCUUUUUUUUUCUUUUGCCUUUCUUUGGUCACUAUAAAACAAAUCUCAGCUUCCUCUCUUGGCCUAUACUCACAAAACAAACACUCUCUUCUUCAAUUGUUCUUUUGAGUUUACGGACUUAAAAGAGAAGAAGCUAUGGUGAAGUUUACAAAACAAUUCGAGGGGCAGCUCAUUCCCGAAUGGAAAGACGCCUUCGUCGAUUACUCCCAGCUGAAGAAAGACCUCAAGAAAAUCCAUAUGUUAAACAAUAGAGUUGAGAAGAAGCACACUGAAACUUCACUCAUAAAAACCAUUAAGUCCUCUUUAGGAAAGCUUUCCCUUUUCGGUAACAAGGAGCGAGGACGAUCUAGUACCAUCCAAGUUCAUAAGAAGCUUGCUUCUUCUGGAAGUAACAAUGACGUGUAUGAGACGGAACUUCUCGAGAAGAUUGCUGAUGAUACUGAUGCUGCAAAAGAGUUCUUCGCGUGUCUAGACACCCAGCUUAACAAAGUGAAUCAGUUCUACAAAACAAAGGAGAAAGAGUUCUUGGAAAGAGGAGAGUGUCUGAAGAAGCAAAUGGAGAUACUCAUUGAGCUCAAAGAAGCUUUCAAACAAAAGCACACCAAUGGAGAGUCUACUCAAGAAUCAAAAGAAGACGAUUCCAUAUCAUGCACCAUCUCUUGCGAGGAAGACUCUGUUAGGAACAGAACAGAACAAAUGCAAGUUGAGGAAUGUUGUUUAGAGGAUUUGGAGGAUAAUGGACCAGAAGCAUUGGAGUCUCCAAGAUCAGAAGAACCGAUCAAAAUCAACAACGAGGACUCGAAGCUGACAACGGGUUCUGGUCGAGUAUUCAGCUGUCAAGGGAAGAACGUCAAGAUAAAGAUUCCAUUGACCAAUCCUUCUCGUACAUUCUCAGCCAUCAGUUACUUGAUAAACCACUCCUCAUCAAAAAAAUACAGUCCAGAUGGAGGAAAUAAGCUGCAAAUCAGCAAGAAAAAACUAAGCCACGCUGAGAAGAUGAUAAAAGGAGCUUUGACAGAACUCUUCAAAGGGUUAAACUAUCUCAAAACUUACAGAAACUUGAACAUGUUAGCCUUCAUGAACAUUCUCAAAAAGUUCGAUAAGGUAACUGGAAAACAAAUCCUUCCAAUCUAUCUCAAAGUUGUGGAAAGUUCUUAUUUCAACAGCUCAGACAAGGUGAUAAAUCUAUCUGACGAAGUUGAGGGAUGGUUCAUCAAGCACUUCGCUGGAGAAAAUCGUAGAAAGGCGAUGAAAUAUCUGAAACCGCACCACCGUAAAGAGUCUCACUCUGUCACCUUCUUCAUUGGUCUUUUCACUGGUUGCUUUGUUGCGCUUCUUGCUGGCUACAUCAUUGUGGCUCAUCUAACUGGAAUGUAUAGACAACACUCUGAGAACACUUUCUACAUGGAAACUGCAUAUCCUGUGCUUAGCAUGUUUGGGCUCUUGUUUCUACACUUGUUCUUAUACGGCUGCAACAUAUUUUUUUGGCGAAAAGCGAGGAUAAACUAUAGUUUCAUCUUCGAACUUGGGUCCCAAAAUGAGCUCAAGUACAGAGAUGUUUUCCUGAUAUGUACCGCUUCAAUGUCUGCCAUAGCUGGUGUCAUGUUUGUUCAUCUAUCACUUCUUGCCAAAGGUUACUCCUUUAGACAAGUUCAAGUGAUCCCUGGCCUUCUAUUACUGGCCUUCUUGUUAAUACUGAUUUGUCCCUUGGACAUUUUCUAUAAAUCAAGCCGUUACCGGCUUAUAUCAGUCAUUAGAAACAUAGUUUUUUCGCCUCUUUACAAAGUCGUGAUGCUCGAUUUCUUCAUGGCUGAUCAACUUUGUAGCCAGGUGCCGAUGUUAAGGAACCUAGAAUACAUCGCCUGCUACUAUAUAUCUGGUAGCUACGCAACACAGGACUAUGGGUACUGUAUGAGAGUCAAAUACUACAGAGAUCUCGCCUAUGCAGUUUCCUUCCUACCAUACUACUGGAGAGCAAUGCAGUGUGCAAGAAGGUGGUUUGAUGAAGGUGAAACGAGCCACCUAGUGAACCUAGGGAAGUACGUGUCAGCGAUGUUAGCCGCUGGAACCAAAGUGGCUUACGAGAAGGAAAGGAGCAUCGGUUGGCUCUGCCUUGUGGUGGCUAUGUCAAGUGUAGCUACAGUCUACCAAUUGUAUUGGGACUUUGUAAAAGAUUGGGGUUUACUUCAACACAAUUCCAACAACCCUUGGCUUAGGAACCAACUCAUGCUUCGCCAAAAAUCCAUUUACUACUUCUCUAUGGUUCUAAAUCUUGUUCUGAGGUUGGCAUGGCUACAAACAGUUUUGCACUCAAGUUUUGAGCAUGUAGAUUACCGAGUAACAGGAUUGUUCUUGGCUUCUCUUGAAGUCAUUAGGAGAGGACAAUGGAACUUUUACAGAUUGGAGAAUGAGCAUCUAAAUAAUGCAGGCAAGUUUAGAGCUGUAAAGACAGUGCCACUUCCUUUUAGAGAAGUCGACGAAGAAGACUGACCUCUGAUCUGAUCUGAUCGAUCAUCAUUGUUAACUUUGUCACAACAAUAUGAGAAGAAGGGGAAGAGAAGGAUUUGUUCUUUCUUGAUCAACCAUAUUUUGUGAUCAACGAUCAAGAAUCUUCAAACUAUUAUUAUUAUUAUUCUUGUCCAAAAAUUAGUGUAACUAAAGAAUCUUACUCCCCCCUUUA